This is a messenger RNA of Rhopilema esculentum, 3673 nucleotides long. NCBI's taxonomy places the organism in Eukaryota, Metazoa, Cnidaria, Scyphozoa, Rhizostomeae, Rhizostomatidae. The record is from RefSeq and is a predicted model, not a curated record.
UUUCAGGAGGGGGGGCUUAUUCAAAGAUGGGGACUUAAUUAGCAGCAGUCAAAUAUAUUACAAGGGGUAAAUUUUCCUCCUCUAUUCAAGGCUGGUCAGUUUGCUUUAAAAUGCAGAUAUAAACAUAUUGAUAAGAUAUAAACCAUGUUUGUUUUCUUUCAUCAGUUUUAAUAAUUCUUUUGCAGAUGGCUUUGAAUCUUCAGAAGGAAGAGGAAAGUUACCAACAUUUUCCAUUCCUGGUCUACCUCCAGUUACAGAAGGAGGUCUGCUUUCUAAAUCUUUUCAAGACCUGCAAAUUUUUUUUAAAAAGCUCCUGAAACUUUAGAAAAUGUUUUAAGAACAAAUGAAAUGGGCAAAGAAGGAUGGCACCUCUCCUGCAUACAGUAACCCCACAUUUAUUUCUACACUACACUCUCAAUAGACAGCACAUUCCAGAAGUUUUCUUUUGAAACAUUUUGUUCAUUUCAAUCAUUACUCUGAUAAAUUCUGCAUGUACUGUCUAUGUUUAUUAUUGUUCAAAUUAAUACAUUAAUUUAGUGUAUCUCUGAAUGAAAGUUCUGUUGACCCCUGCCAUGAAAUUUUGCAUUUAAUAUAUUGAAUUUUCAGAAAAUUCAAGAAACACGAUACGAACUGUAACAACGAACUGCCUAUAUUAUAUUGCUGGGGUUUUUUUAAGUAGUUCCAUAGAUUGGGGCUGUAUUUUCUCGACUCAAUGCUUCGUGGUUAUAAGCUAUUUGUAUGUUAAUCUUAAUGAAGAUUUCUGUUUACCAAUCUGUCAUAAAACGAUCAAUUUCCUAUAGGUAGUAUGAGCUUAUAGCAGUAUGGCUUUAAGUUACUUCUUAAAACCUUAGAUCAAUUUUAGAACUGUCUUGUGAGCAUUUUGGAGCAGCGUGUAUCUAAAUCUUGCUUUUUUCUCUAGUGCCUUGCUGCAUAAUCGAUUUGGACCAUGUGUCAUAACCUCCCAAUCCGUUGCUGCGAAGCAGCUUUAAUUGAUCUUGCGUAUUGCAAUUAUGACGUCAGAUAAAUCAUUCGUCUGGUAUUUGAUUGCAUACAUAGCAAAUCUCCUCAAAUUCGUUUCUUGUUCGAUUACAGAGAGGUGUAUUCGUGAGUUUUUUUCGGAAAAUCGUUCGUGCCCACUAGAGCAUAUCUAGUAUUUUUUCAAUUUAGCGCUAGAAAAAUUAUCUCUAGUGUAAUUGACGCCAUGAGGCGCUCAAGUCGCGAAGAGGAACUAGUUCCUAUGCGGAGCAUUGAAGCCGAAGAAGGCAGACGCCUGCCAUCUUCUUCUUCUUUAAGUUUCUCCAGCCAGAAAGACAUUCGAAGAAAGAAGUCUGUUCGCUUUUGUGAUUCAGUAUCCAAACUUGACGAUCUGCAGGGGAUAAUGCAGAAAUUCCAGCACGUUUUGGGUGAUAUCAAAUGGCUGGAAUCGACUCUCGAGUCUUUAGAAGCACCUCUGCGUGCCAAUGGAUCAGGUACUGAAAAGCUUCUUUUGGAAUCUAUGGUUGAUGUCAGGAAGCUGGAGCAGGCUAUUGCCAAGAAAAGUGAUGAAGCUGUUUGGGAGAAUAUUCGCAAUGAAGAUAUGACAAUGCGUUGCGAUGACACCGAGUUGAUGGGAAAUCUAAAACCUUUGAUCAGCUCCUUCACUAUGGAAAGCUUCGAAGCAUACCUGCGUGAGAUGGAACAUAAAAGAGAGCGGUUGAUAGCAAGCGUGAGUAAGCUCGAGCUCAUUUUAUUGGAAGACAAGGAGCUAAGAGAAUUUGCUGCAAGACGCUCUUCAGGGGCUGAAAAGCAGGUUGCCAGCCAGAGGUUGAGAGAGGAGAAGGACACUGCCAUUGCUAGUGAUGAUUUGUCUUCGAAGUCAAGCAGUGAAGAGUGGAUAUGUAGCAAUGAUGCCUGUAACCAAAGUCAAGAGCCAAGUGUGGAACUGUCUACGGAUGGCAGUGAUGCACUAAUGGGAGAGAGUCACAAAAUGGAAGCUGGAAAUGCCCCUGAAGAUGGCCAGAAACAGGUUCUAAUGGAAGUGACAAAAGCCAAAGUGUCUCAAGCCCGGGAGGUGCAAGCCGAGAGCAAGAUGCCAGCCCAAGAUUUUGAGUUGCAGCAAAGCAUGAAAAGAAAACUGGUGCUGGAACUGAAAGAGGUGCUUGGAGACAUAUUCUAUUUGGAAGCCAGGCAGACCAAAUUGGAAGUUCCAUACCUAAGAAAGGUUUUUCCAUCGAAGGAAUCACUUGUCGAGUCACUUCUUCUGCUAAAGAUACGCGCCCAGAUACGUCUGCGGAGAAAAGAGAAAGCCCUGAUGCAAAAGUUGAUUCGUGAAGAAAAGGAGAAAACCCUAUGCCAAGAUGUUUCCCCCUCUGCCAAUAAAGGAGUGAGAUAUCUCCAGUUAGCCUAUAAAAGAAAGCUGGAGAGAAGAGAGUAUCUACGAAGAAGUGUCCGUAGAUUGGAACUCCACCAGUUGCCAUCAAAACAAGCAGAGAUUUUGCCAACACCUGAAAGCCAAGAGAAGGGCCUGCUUGAUGAUGAAAAGGCUAUGUCUGUGGAACCAGUAUGUGACCCAGGACAGUUGGCCAUGCCAGAUAGUUUGGAGACUGCGAAGAAUGGUGAAGAUCUACUAGAUAUCUCCGCAGUACCGAAAGGUGAAGAGUGUAAUCAAGAUGUACGCCUUCGUUUAACGGAUUUUGAAAGACGUGGCACUGCUCGUCAAGAGAGAAUGUCCCGCAGAAACCGCAAGGCCAAGAGAAGAGACAAAGAUGGUGCACCUGCGGCUGUACAAUGCUCUAAAAUUGAAAGCCUAUCCUCUGAUGUCCCUUUUGCAAGCUCUAGUGUCAUAUUGCCGUUGAACGAUGCUCAUGAACUAGAACCACCAUGCUGUCAUGGACCAGAGUGUCUCUUGCAGUUUGGAGAUUUUGAUCCUAUAUGUACCAAGAAGGACCCUCUUCUGUUUGUGGGGGAAUUCAGGAUUCCUGCAGAAGACUGGGAUGCAGAAUGCAGUUUAUCCAAUGGUAACGCAGUCAGCAGUGCAUUGAUCCCUGAAGUUGGUGCAGAGAAUGGCUAUCCUGAUGAUGGUGAUAUUGUAGCCAACGAUAAUGCUGCCAACGCAGAGUCAGGGACUGGUAAUGGCACAAAAGUUGCACCAGAAGGUACCAGUGUCCUUGAUGUUUCAAGGAAUGCUGCUGCAGGGACAGAUAUGGUAUGUGGUCAUGAUGUACAGGGUAGUGCUAGUGACACUGGUGCAUCAAAUGAAGGAGCCUGUGACAAAGAAGUAAAAGCUGCCAAAUUGGAUUCGACAGGUUCUGUUGAUAUAGCUAAUGGAAGCAUCAAUUCCUGUGACAAUCAAAUGCCCAAACAACAAUUGUCUCCCGAUGCUGCCAACGAGGAAACUGAAAUUAAUGGCCUAGCCUCUGCUGAUGCGGAGUUGGCAGACCUGGAAGAUUGUGAGCUGCCAAGAAUUGCAAACUGGGCUGAUCACGUAGAAGAGAAUGAAAUCACAAACAACGAGCCACAUGUUUUGCCAGCAGUUCCAGAUAAGGAUAUCACCAAUCCUGAUCUAAAGCCACCUUAAUGUUAUGGCAAAGAUUUCAUGGCUGAUUCAUUCAAUUUUGAGGACAUUAUGAAUAGUCAUGAUUGCUGUAAUUAUUUAGUUAUGAUUUGUGUUAAUGUACAUUUUUAUCAGUUCGAA